GCCUCCUAAAAGGUCUCCCAGUCCUAGCUAGGCAUCAUUUCCUGUCACUAUCCGUCUCGGCCGGUGGUGGAAGAGAGCUUCAUAUAUUAUUAUAUUACAUUCGACUUUUCCUGAUGCGGCAAUUCAACCAGCUUCUUCUUCUUCUCCAUGUCUGAUCAAUCACCAUCGCUGGCUUCAUCUCCAUACAGGAGUUAGUCUAAUCCUGAGCUAGGAAGGAAGGAACUCUCUCUGGUGCUCUGUAUUAUCUGUGUCGCCAUGCCUUGUUGCUCUUGCUGCUUCCGUGUCUCCAACAAGAAAGAGAAACACGCCUCCGAUCUCUACUCCCGUUCCAUGAGCAGACUGUCAUCUGAGAAGAAGAUCAAGCUCUUCUCCUACGCGGAGCUGCGGUCGGCGACCAACAACUUCCACCGGAGCACCAGCAUCGGGCGAGGCGGCUUCGGCGCCGUCUACAAGGGCGCGCUGCGGGACGGCGGCGGCGACGUGGCGGUCAAGGUGCUGUCCGCGCACUCCCGGCAGGGCACCAGGGAGUUCCUCACCGAGAUCGACGUCAUCGCCAACGUGGAGCACCCCAACCUGGUGGCCCUGCUGGGCUGCUGCGUGGAGGGCCGCCACCGCAUCCUCGUCUACGAGCUCCUCCACAACGGCAGCCUCCACGGCGCCCUCCUCGCCUCCGCCGGCGACCCCGCCAGGCUCACCUGGGCGAUCAGGCGCGGCGUCUGCGUCGGCGUCGCCAGGGGCCUGGCGUUCCUGCACGAGGAGAUGGCGUCCGGCCCCAUCGUGCACAGGGACAUCAAGGCCAGCAACGUCCUCCUCGACGCCGGCUACGGCGCCAAGAUCGGCGACUUCGGCCUCGCCAAGCUCUUCCCGGACGCCGCCACGCACGUCAGCACCCGCGUCGCGGGGACCGCGGGGUACCUCGCGCCGGAGUACGCGCUGCACGGCCAUCUCACCAAGAAGGCCGACGUCUACAGCUUCGGGGUGUUGCUGCUGGAGACCGUCACCGGCAAGAGCAGCUCCAGGAGCCUCCAUUUAUCCGACGAGGGGGACAAGGUGCUGGUGGAGAGGGUGUGGGAGCUCUACGAGGCCGCCAACCUCAGGGACAUGAUCGACCCGGCGAUGGAAGACGGGUGCAAUGAGGAGGAGGCUGUGAGGUACAUGAAGGUGGCGCUGAUGUGCACGCAGGCGACGCCGCUGCGGCGGCCGUCGAUGUUGCGGGUGCUGGAGAUGCUGGAGAAGGAUGUCCGGUUGAGGGAGAAAGAGAUCACGCCGCCGGGCUACGUCCUCCGGGACAACAAGGACAGCCACUCCACAUCCAUGGUCGUUGCUUCGCACACCUUGACGGAGUUAGCGCCAAGGUAAAAAAAGGUUCGACCGUUCUGAGCAACUACCUAGCUAGUAGUAAGGGUGUGUUUGCUUUGUGUCACCGGGUGGAAUGGAACGGGUCCGACCCGCUCCUGACUCUCGUUCUUGUGUUUAGUUGUCACAUGGAACCGGAACCCAUCCAUUCCCAGAAAGCGAAUAUUCUCUUUAUAUCCGGAAUUCGCUCGUACCGCCGAAUUGGUGGAACCACAUGGAACCGUGCCCCUCUCUGUCUCGUUCCUCGGCGCUUCUCCUCUCCGCCGCUUCUCUUCCUCGUCUCUCCCUCUCGCUGAUCUCCGCCGGUUCUCCCCUUCAUCUCCCCCUCUCUCUGAUCUGCGCCACUGACAAGCAGAGACACCAACCACACACUGAAUCACUGAGAGGGUCUAGCGGUCCUUGCCAUGAAUGAUACCAUCAUUGUUUUUUCUUCAAUAAGAGCCAAAAAUGCAUUUGGCCUUUGCAUCGAUAUAUGCAUGCAACCAUUUUUAGUGUUGUUCCAUAACUUUGUAAGGCAGUCCUUUGAUUGAGUAAUCCUAUCAAGGAGCAACCUGCAGAAGCGUUGCCUUUUCACUAGAAAAAGGGGAAUUACUUCUAUAAAGAAUGUUGGAAUACCCGCCUCCCUAGGCUCUCCGCGGGCGAAAA
This is a messenger RNA of Triticum aestivum (bread wheat), 2001 nucleotides long. RefSeq names its product cold-responsive protein kinase 1. Lineage: Eukaryota; Viridiplantae; Streptophyta; Magnoliopsida; Poales; Poaceae. Gene Ontology annotation, molecular function: protein kinase activity; ATP binding. The record is from RefSeq and is a predicted model, not a curated record. The transcript has 2 exons. The coding region runs from base 256 to 1359 and encodes 367 amino acids. Gene Ontology annotation, biological process: protein phosphorylation.